GCCAGCACAGUCCACAGCCCCGCGCACAGCAGCAGUAGCCCUCCGCCGCACUCCUCCACUGGCAAGCAGAAGUGGCAACACGUCCGAGCCGUGCUGGCGCUCUACACCCGCCUGCGCACCAUCAAGAGGACCAAGAGCAACCAGAGAUGGAUGAAGCUGCGGACCACCGUGCAGCUGUCCGGCGCCAUCACCUCCACCAUCCAGAAGUCCAAGCCGCCGCUCAAGCGCGAGGACUCGUUCCUCAAGCGCUUCUCCACCAGGCAGAUCGCCGAGGCCCAGGAGACCGUGGACACCGGCGACGACGGCGAGGGCGGGUCGUGCUCCAGCUCGGGCGGCGGCCGCUCCGAGAACAGCCGGCGGCGGCGGCGACGACGACGGCGGCAGCGGCUGUCCAGGACGGUGGUCAACCCGGACGAGAACUUCUACUUCUACUGGCUGAUGCUGCUCACCGUCUGCGUCCUCUACAACGUGUGGACGCUCAUCGUGCGCCAGAGCUUCCCGGAGUUACAAGACAUGGCGACGGGGCUGUGGUUCUCGGCGGACGGUUUCUCCGACAUCGUGUUUCUGCUGGACGUGGUGGUGCAGUUCCGGACGGGUUACCUGGAGCAGGGCUUGAUGGUGUACGACUCGAAGAAGCUGGCGGGCCACUACAUGCAGUCCAGGGCCUUCCUUCUGGACCUGGGCUCGCUGCUGCCUCUGGACCUGCUGCAGUUCAACGUGGGCAUCAACCCCAUCCUGCGCUUCCCCCGCUUCCUCAAGGCCUACCGCGUCUACCACUACUACUACAUGGUGGAGUCCCGCACCGUGUACCCCAACCUCUGGCGAGUCGUCAACCUCAUCCACAUCCUGCUGGUGCUGGCCCACUGGUUCGGCUGCUUCUACUUCCUGCUGAGCCAACACGAGAAAUUCCAGGGCGACUGGGUGUACCCGUACCGGCCGGGCGAGUACUCGACGCUGACCAGGAAGUACCUCGGCUCGCUGUACUGGUCCACGCUCACGCUCACCACCAUCGGGGACCUGCCCACGCCGGAGACCAACGCGGAGUACAUUUUCACCAUCAUCAGCUACCUCAUCGGCGUGUUCAUCUUCGCCACCAUUGUCGGUCAAGUGGGCAACGUGAUCACCAACAGGAACGCCAACCGACUGGAGUUCGAGAGGCUGCUGGACGGCGCCAAGACGUACAUGCGCCACCACAAGGUGCCGGGCGGCAUGAAGCGCCGCGUGCUACGCUGGUACGACUACUCCUGGUCCAGGGGGCGGAUCCAGGGAGGCGGCGACAUCAACACGGCCCUCGGACUGCUGCCAGACAAGCUCAAGACGGAGCUGGCGCUGCACGUCAACCUGAGCGUGCUCAAGAAGGUGACCAUCUUCCAGGAGUGCCAGCCCGAGUUCCUGCACGACCUGGUCCUCAAGAUGAAGGCCUACAUCUUCACGCCGGGCGACCUCAUCUGCCGCAAGGGCGAGGUGGCCCGCGAGAUGUUCAUCAUCGCCGACGGCAUCCUGGAAGUCAUCAGUGAGACGGGCCGGGUGCUGACCACUAUGAAAGCGGGUGACUUCUUCGGCGAGAUCGGCAUCUUGAACCUGGACGGCCUAAACAAGCGGACGGCGGACGUGCGCUCGGUGGGGUACUCGGAGCUGUUCUCGCUGUCGCGCGAGGACGUGCUGGCCGCCAUGAAGGACUACCCCGAGGCCCAGGAGAUCCUGCAGAGCCUGGGCAGGAAGCGGCUGAUGGAGGCGCGCAACGUGCGGACCAAGGACGCCAACCGGCACGCCGCGGCGCAGAGCAAGGAGCCGCGGUCGCCGGUGGAGGGGCAGGACGCGCGUGGCAAGCGCAUCGUCGAGCGGCUCCGCAGCGACGUCAAGCAGGGCCUCAAGAACGCCCUGCGGAAGGGCAGGCGAGGGACCAACAGGAUGGAGGACGAGAGCCUGGAGCUGCAGCCGCUCACCAAGGGCGCCAAGGGGAUGCUGCGCCGCAUGCCGCGGGUGCGCAGUGACGACUUCUCGGCAGAGGACUCGUCCGAGGAGCCCCAGGCGCCGACGGAGAAGAUCGGCGAGGGGCUGCCGCUCAUCCAGCGGCUGCUCAUGCUCAAGGCCAAGCAGGACCGGGACGCCGCCGACGUCCGCCGCCUGCUGCUGCUCAAGGCCAAGGAGGACCGCGAGCGUCUCGCUGCGGAGCGGGCGGCUGGCGGUGGAGAGCCCCAGGCUGCACCGCCCGCACCCGGAGGGCGGCGGCGGACGCGCGGCGCCAGCAUCUCCAAGACCAUCACCGACGUGGCGCCCGUCUCGGCCGCGCCACCGCCCUCGUCCGGCGACUCGGACGACGGCGCCGGGAAGAAGUCCUCGAUCCUGAAGAGGAUCGUGUCCAUCAAGAAGAAGGCGGGCGACAGCUCCAUCACGGCCAGCAUCGCGUCGGUCACGCCGUCCGCGUCGUCCAGCACCAUCAAGGGCCACGCGUCCGGGAACACCUCCUUCGGCUCGGACGACACGGGCGAGGACAAGCAGACCACCAAGCAGCCCGCCGAAGAGGCCGCCUCGCCCGCGCCGCCCGCGCCACCGCCCUCCAAGGGCAGCACGCUCAAGGAGAAGCUGAUGACCGUGCUGCACACCACGACCACCACCACGGCCCACACCGUGUCCACUGCCACGGCCAAGGCCAAGUCCAAGAACACGUGGGGGCUGCUGCGGAAAGCGACCGUGAGCAGCAGGCCGGGCAGGGGCAGGGGGUCGCACGGCAGCAGCGCAACGCACAAGACUGAGCCCGCGGCCAACACCGUCACGACCAAGGCCGAGAUCAACGCGCCGACCAACGCCGCCACCACGCUGAGCACCUCAGCACCCAGGGUGACGACCACGGUGCUGGAGGAGCUGCCAGCCGCUACCACGUCGACCGCGUCGCUGCUGGCCCGCCGCGUCACGGCCCCGUCCACGCUCAAGCCACUGGGGCUGGCUGGCCCGUGCCUCAGCAACGUGGGCGAGGAGGAGGAAGACGAGGUGGUGGCGACCUGCGCGGCGACCACCGAGGCGGUGGUCAGCGCCGCGACCGGCGGCGAGGCCGCGGCCGCCACCAGUGUCGCCAUGACCGUCCCCGCGGCCUCGGCCGCCACCACCGCAGCUCCGUCCGCCUCGCCCACCCCCCUCACCAAGAAGCCCAACCUGCUCCGGUUCCACCCGGGCUCCAAGCUGUACAAGUCCAUCGACGACCUCUCGCCGGAGUACUGCGGGCUGCCCUUCGUCAAGAGGCUCAAGAUCCUGAACGAGCGCCAGAAGCUGGCGGAGCUGGAGGCCAACGUGCGCAGCGCCAGCCUGGACUCUGGCGGGGUGGACGACGACGAGCCGCAGUGCCUGACGCGCAGCCACUCGGAGACGUGCGCCAUGGAGCACGCGCGCGCGCGCCACCGCCAGCGAGGCCCGCUCCACGGCCCCGCCAGGCCCACCGAGCUGGCGGCUGGCGGGGGGCCGCUGCCGCCGUCGGCCAUGGGGGCGUUCGGUGUCGUGUCGCCCGAGAGCAACGAGACGUACGAACGACGGCACCUCAAGAGCAUCCUCAAGAAGCUGUCGUCGGGCUCGCUGCUGGAGCCGCAGCCCGCCGCCGCGGUGGAGGGCGCCGAACCUGCGCCCGCCCCCGCGCCCGCGCCGCCGGCAGUGCCGCCGACCGACAUGCGGAAGCUGAUGCGCGCCCCCACGGUGGAGGGGUACGCGGCGCGGCACAGCAAGCUGGCCAAGAGCGUGACCUUCAACCGCGACACGCUGCAGUCGCCGCCGUCCAGCGCCACCACGCCCACGCAGCCCGCCACCGCCAACAAGACUACCACUACCUUCUUCCCCAGUCCGGACCGGACGGCCAAGAAGGUGCACUCUGCCUGUGAUUCUCCUGCUCAAAGCGAAGCCGCUCAAAGCGCCGCGCCAACCUGUGAUCCCUCCCAGCCCCCGCAUGAGGUCGGCGUCGUCCCCACGACCACUGCCACCAGUGCCGCCCCCAGUGUCACCCCCAGUGCCGCCCCCAGUGCCAGCCCUAGUGCCACCCCCAGUGCCACCCUUAGUGCCGCCCCCAGUGUCGCCACCGACCACAUCACGGUCGUGUCAGCCACCCUGGUGUCGGUGAGCAGCCCCGUGCGGACGCAGGUACUGAUUAGCAGCGUAGUGGCCCAGCAGGCCAGCGCCGCCCCCCAACCCACCCCCCUCCCCGUGCCGCCGCUCGCCGUGGCCGAGGCCCUGUCUCCGCUCGAGGCGCUGCCGCCCCUGCCUCCGUCGCGCAGCGAGAGCGAGAGUGAGGGCGAGAGCGCGUCGCGGCGGCAGACUGACUCGGCCACGCUCACCACCAUGACGACCACCCCCGCCCCCACGCUCGACAGCCACGCCCCGCGCAAGCCGGUCCCCUUCAUCGUCCAGGAGGGCAAGCCCAUCCCCGUGGGCCCCGCCCACCAGAAGAACUUCUUCCGGCCCGAGUCGUUUCUCAAGUCGUUCCGCGAGGAGGAGUACUUCUCCGACAUCCUGGUCGGCAUCAAGCACGUCAUCCAGGGCCACAUGGAGGACCUGCAGAGAGGAUUCCAGUCGCAGUGCCACAGCCUGGAGCUGGAGGUGAAGAAGAGGGAUGACAUCAUCGCCAAGCUUCAGCACCGCAUCCAAGAGCUAGAGAACCCCCACCUUCGGGACACUCCGGAUGACUAUGACAUCCCAGACGCCCCCUUCAUGCGCGGGGACUCGGUGGACACGGUGCUGUUCUCGCCGCCGCGGUCUCCACCGGGCGAGGACCAGGAGGAGGCCGAGGACGAACGUGACGAGGAGGACGACGACGACGACGAGGAGCUGGACGACCGGCUGGGCGGCAUGCGCCGACGGCGGCACGACGAUGACGACGACGACGACCACAGCAACGCCAACGUGAGCAGCGCGCGCAGGGCGCAGCGGGACGGCUGCGCCGAGCAGUACCACCACGACACGGAGACCUCCACGGACGAGGGCGAGCCGCGGACGCAGCCCAGCACCACCUACCGCAGGGCGUCGGCGGCGGCCAGGCAACUACUGUACCGGAGAUCCUGGGAAGACCAUUCGGAAGAGGAGCACAUGGAGCUGCAAGACCUGCCGCCGUCCAUGAGCCCCCUGGCCGUGUGGUCCAACGUGAACGGCGGCAAGCCGGUGCCCGGCGACUCGGUGGUGCUCAACAUCGGCACCUCGGACGCGUCCAGCAACGAGGAGGACGAGUUCGAGGAGGAAGCGGCAGACCUGUACCCCCGCGAGGACGACGAUGAGGACGACGAGCUGCAGUUCCGCGGCCACCAGGGUGACUGGGAGGUGCAGAUGCUGGCGCGCGAGCUGGAGCGGCGCGAGGAGCAGAACCGGCUGCAGGAGGAGGUGCGCGUGCUGGAGCAGGCCGUCAACGACAACACGUGCACGCUGGACGACCUGAGCAACUCACAGCUCGACCUGCUGGAGCGCAUGCUCACGUCCGGGACGGCGCUGCGACGCGCCACCGCCCCCGCGCACUACCCGUGUUUUUGUAUUGUUUUGUACGAGGCGCAGGUCUCUGAUGGGUACAGGGUCUCUGCUCGAAAAUGUUUACUCAUACCCAUAUACAUUGAAAGCUCACAGCACUCGUCAUGGGCAUUGAAAAAAAAAGGUAGCUCAGAAAACAAUAACUUUCGUCUUAAAUCAAUUAGUGAGGUCGCUGUUGUAAAUGUGAUCUUGCGCCACUCAAAAUCUCUAGUGAUGAGAAAAGAACAUCCAAAUAAAUCUUCUUUGCUUUUAACUCAAGGAAAAACUAUUUGA
Molecule: messenger RNA, 5766 nt
Organism: Thrips palmi
Lineage: Eukaryota; Metazoa; Arthropoda; Insecta; Thysanoptera; Thripidae
Exons: 24
Coding region: 151-5766 (1871 amino acids)
Biological process (GO): monoatomic ion transport; transmembrane transport
Cellular component (GO): membrane
Molecular function (GO): monoatomic ion channel activity; protein-containing complex binding
Source: RefSeq, a predicted model, not a curated record